This is a messenger RNA of Desarmillaria tabescens, 927 nucleotides long. RefSeq lists its product as uncharacterized. The transcript has 9 exons. The coding region runs from base 1 to 927 and encodes 308 amino acids. Lineage: Eukaryota; Fungi; Basidiomycota; Agaricomycetes; Agaricales; Physalacriaceae. The record is from RefSeq and is a predicted model, not a curated record.
AUGUCCUUCGUUUACCGUCUAGAUGCCGGAGACACGUCCAUUCCUACAGCACAACUCGAGCUAGUCAAGAUGCAGAACACGAAAGGCCUCCGUACGUUCAUAAAAAUGAUGAGAUCGUGGAGGUGGGGAGACGAGAAUUCCAGCUCCAAGGCAGCACAGGGUGACCUGGAGGACCCUGUAUUCGUAUUCUGGGAAAACCAGUCGAAAGGAACUUGUUUAUGGCAGUUUAGCCUCAUUGCCCGUGUUCAAAGCCGGAUACUGCGGAUUGUCCAGUUCAUAAAACAGUCUCUUCGAGAAGGCGCGGAUGUCACAGUUGCAUGGAGGAAACAAGGAAAGAAGAACGUUCCGAUGCUGGAGAAGUCCUAUUCGAUGAAGCACUGGGCCAGGAUAAGUCUUCCUCAUUCCGUGUUCAGUGAAAGACUGGGAAGGAAGGUCUUAAUCGAGCGCAUCGUACAUGCUCUCGUUGCUUACGGCCAGGCGAAGUCCCUGGUGAGAGAGCGAAUGCAUCCACAAAUGCAGACUGUGCUGGUUGUUCAGAAUCUUAACGUAACAUUCGUCCAAAGUGGUACACUGAUCGGCGUUGGAGAGGAGGGUGAUACGCUGCGUAGAGUCGUUGACCGCCCAUUCGAGGUGGCGGAGGGAGUGGAGUACGCUAAAAGGAUAUCUGCGUCCGUACCCGGGAUGAUAAUGGAACAUGAGAUACGCACGCAGGCGCCCCGGUACUUCUGUCCGAAGACAGUGAUCCAGAAGUUUGCUUAUUUUUACGCACAAAUCCUGACGUUCAACCCGAAGCGGGCGAAGGCACCCGAAGAGCGGAAAGAAGAAAGCAAAGCUGAGAAGACACCCAAAUCAACCUUCUCGAGCAGGAGGUUUGUCGGAAUACAGUCUUUGAAUGUCGGGCGGCAGAGCCACAGCGAUGACACGUAA